GCAUCCAAUGGGCGCAUGCGUCUCGCGAGCUAACGUCGCUAGGUAAAGAUGGCGGCGGGCACCGAUUUGCUGGACGAUGUUUUUCUCAAUACAGAGGUGGACGAAAAAGUAGUUAGUGAUGUAGUCGGAUCUUUGGAGUCUGAGCUAACAGAAACCGGUUGCGUCAACACAUCGACCAGGGUUCAACCUGCAGCAAAUCACACUGGCAACUCAUUAGUACGUACUUCCAAUGGUGAGAGUAGUAAAAUGGGACUUUUACAACAAGAAAACGAUACAGCAGGGACAGGAGGCGUCCUUAACAGUACAGGCUCCCGCGAUUCUAGCAUGGAUGGAGCGACAAGUGCGAGCAAGACAGCCGCUCAGGCUGAAUCCGACCCGGGGACAGUCACGGGAGUUGUUACGGAUACAAGGAACCCCCACGCGGCUGCUGCGCAAACUUUGAAUGGAAGCGCCGCUGUGAUGAGCUGUCACAUACCCGCUGGCGCAUCCGCUGACGGCGGCGGUGACAGCUCGCAGUCCGCCGUCACGCUUGUCAACAACGGACCCGUUUCUGAGAGCAGAGGUUCGUCUCCUGCGUGUAGUACGAUCGUUCGAACUUCGACGACAGGUGACGGAUCCCACGUCAAAGCCGACACUUCGCCUCAGCCCUCGGCGCAAAGUGUGCCCACAGUUACGCUCGUGAGGCCACCUAUGCAAACUCUCAUUAGCAACAAGUCGGACUCCACAAAAGCGGUGACACAGACUUGCAAUGCACAAGUGGCGUCAGUUGUACCAACGGGGAUCGCGCCGAGCACGAAGAGCCCCGCUGUUUUACACAACCUGAGGACUUCGGUGCCGUCGACGCUAGCUGCCACCCCUGCUGCUGGAAUACGUGCCGCUGCUCCACCGGCGCUGGCACCUCGGAUCACCCAACCUCAACAGAACGUCCAGAACAUCCAGCUGCCUCCAGGCAUGGUCUUGAUCCGCAGUGAGAGUGGGCAGCUGCUGAUGAUUCACCAGCAGACCUUAGCUCAGAUGCAGGCUCAGUCGCAGUCCCAAAGUGCUGUGACACCGCGACCUGCAGCUCCCACCAGCACUCCAGCUGUCCAGCUUACUUCUUUACAGGCUUCAGGUACAUCAAUACUGACCCGGUCUGUUACCCCAACCACUAUUAUAAAACAAGGAUCCACUGUGCAAACCACUGUGACACCCACCACCACACUGCAGAGACCACCUGUACUGCAGAAAACCAUCGUGCUGGGAGGAAGUGCAACCACCUCGGGACAGCCGCUGGGGACUCCUACCGUGGUGCAGGCUGGAUCUGCAGCGACAGCAGUAACACAGAGGGAGACUUUGGAGAAUGUUAAAAAGUGUAAAAACUUUCUAUCCACGCUGAUCAAGCUGGCGUCCAGUGGGAAACAGUCCUCUGAGACUACAGCCAACGUCAAGAAGCUGGUCAAGAACCUGCUGGAAGGAAAGAUAGAGCCUGAAGAUUUCACCAGCAGCCUAUACCGAGAACUCAGCUCCUCACCGCAGCCGUACCUUGUGCCUUUCCUGAACAGAAGUCUCCCAGCGCUGCGUCAGAUGACCCCAGACGCGGAGGCCUUCAUCCAGCAGAGCCUGGGGCCUCAGGCCAGCAGCCAGCCUGCUGCAGCAGCCUCCACAGCUCUCACUGCCGUGGUGCUGCGGCGUCCUCUCUCCGCUGCCACCUUCACCACUGCAGCCACCGGCACUGCUGUGACCAAAACCACGGUUAUUAGCCUCCCUCAGACAUCUCAAACGAAACCUGGAGUGCAGGUUGCUCCACAGCAGCAGGGGAUGAUGGUGAGGCCACAGGUCACGCUGGCUCAGUCUUCCAUGCUAACAUUUAGAGGACAGCCUCAUAGCCACAUAAUCGUGACCCAGCCAAAGGCGGUGAAACAUCUGCAGUCAGUUCCUGCAGUAAAGCAGACCUUGGUUCCAGGUGCUAAAGGACUGCAAGUAAUUAGUCACAUCUCUGUCGCUGCUCAAAAGAACACGCUGAAUGAAGCAGGAGGGGGAAGCUACAGGGAUGAUGAUGAUAUCAAUGAUGUGGCCUCCAUGGCAGGAGUCAACUUGUGUGAGGAGAACGCCCGUAUCUUAGCAACCAGCUCUGAGUUCGUUGGCAGGGUGACUCGCUCCUGUAAGGAUGAGACCUUCCUCUCCACCUCUUUACUCACACGGAGAGCUUUGGAGAUUGGCAAGAAGUUUGGUGUCAGUGAGAUGGGCACAGAUGUGAUUAAUUACAUUUCCCACGCUGCACAGCAGAGACUUCAAACUUUGCUUGAAAAGACAUCACAAGUGGCACAGCAGAAGAAUAGAACCUUUAAGGAGGAUGAACGGCAUGUACAGGUCAGCGAUGUGCGAACCCAGCUCAAGUUUUUUGAGCAGCUGGAUCAGGUGGAGAAGCAAAGGAAAGAAGAGCAGGAGAGAGAGGUUCUCUUGAAGGCUGCCAAGUCCCGGUCACGGCAGGAGGACCCCGAGCAGCUCCGACUUAAACAGAAAGCCAAAGAGAUGCAGCAGCAGGAACUGGCUCAGAUCAGGCACAGAGAAGCCAACCAAACAGCGCUGGCAGCAAUCGGGCCGAGGAAAAAGCGGAGAAUGGACUCUCCUGUUAGGGGUUCUGGUGCAGAGGGCUCAGGGUCAGGCUCGUCCCAUCCAGGAGGCCCUGGAUCAGGCUCCAGACAUUUCAUGCGACAGCGCAUCACCAGAGUCAACCUCAGGGACCUGCUGUUCUGUCUGGAGAAUGAAAAAGGGGCCAGUCACUCACACCUGCUCUAUAAAGGCUUCCUCAAAUAGCGCCCACUGUCCUCGCUCAGAGGCGUCAUGGAAGCAGAGCCCACCAUCAUGUCAGACUCCCCCUCUGAUCGCCCACCAGCGGACCAUGAGGCGUCUGCGUGUGGGCAUCCUGAGAGCCUCCCCAGCACAGACCAGCAGAGAUGCAGAGAGCAGCUCCUGCCACUUGGCACCGGUUUCAGCUUUGCUCUUCACAGGCUGGUUGCACUCGGCCCCAGCUCACACGUGCACCGCCUCGUGCUGCACAUGCAAAAACCUCUUCAAGUCGAACUUCGGAGCUGAAAACUUUGUCAGCGUCAUUUGACUGACAUCUACGUUGUAGCAAGUCUUUGGGUUUAAUGUGCAACAUUCAGGUUUCAAAUGACUGCGGUGAGGCCGACUGUACUUUCUGAAAAUAAGCACUCUGUUAUUUAAGUUCUUUACAUAAGGUUUUACUUUAUCACAGAAUUCGAGCAUAGCUUUUAUGCCUGUGGAUUUUUUUACAGACUAAUCUUGACAGGUCUUGUCAUAAGCUGAGUUGCCUUCUUACCAGAUUAAGCCAUGAAUUAGGAUGGUUUUCUCAAUAUCAGUAAUAUAAUCUAUCUGACAGAUCUCUACAGAUUUUUACAGAUUCAUAUUUUAUUGUUUUGUUUGUCUCUGCCAAAAGAACAAAUGUGUAUUUUUGUCGAGUGUGCGUGUGACAUAAUCACAGGUGUCUGUUUGAACCCCGACCACUACGGUGUUUUUACUGUGAAGGUUUCUGACACAGCGGUCGAGAAAUUCUGCUUAGAACUCACAUUCUAGCACAUUUGCUACACAGAUUCCACAUAUUUUAAAUUCCUACUCGUCGUUUCAGAAGCACAGCGUUCUGACUAACCCCCCACCACCACCACCACCACCCCCACCUUGUCAGCAGUCAGCACUUUUCAUUAAUUUCUGCAGUCACUGUGUAAAAUCCAACUUAAAGAGCUGAAGCUUUUAUCACAGCCAACAUCCUUUCAAAGUAAUUAUUAUUUUCCAUUUUAUCAUGGCACGCACUGAUUUUUAAAGUCUGCAGAUUUUCCGGCACGUUAAAUGUCCUGGUAGUGAGCUAAUUGUCUGCUGAUGUAGAAGAUCUGAAAAACAGCAGUUGCGCUGUGGACCUCGUGUUUCGUCCAUUUUCCACGUUUGUAAAUCUGCACACUAAUAUUCUAGUAUAAUAGUAAAUUAGCCAGACUGUGUACUGUAGCUUAUGUGCUAUAAUGUGAAACGUAAUAAGUUCAGAAGAUCUGGUUGAUCAGCGUUUAUUUCUGUCCUUUACAUCUUUCCAGCUGUGGAUGAGACGUCAGACGCUCUGAUCCAUUCUUCCAGCAGCUGAGACGCUGAGCGCUCAUUUCAUCUUGUGUUACGGUGCACAGACUAAUUUAGCCCCUUCGUAUUGUUUGCCGUUUCAUGAGAAUGUUCAUGAGCCAGUGUUAUUACGGCGUGUACCUGUGUUUGCCAUUCGAGCCUUUCUCAGUUGCCAACGUUAAAAUGGAGAAAAUGAGUCUUAUUUUCUGCCUGUGUGUUAUGUCUUGUGUGUGAAUAUGACAAAUAAGAGGAAACAAUUCUCUUUUGCCAGUAUCUUGUAACUUUUGCACAUCUCCUUGUUUAUUUGUAAAUAUUUGAGUUUAAAAGAAAAGUUUCUAAUUGCUAUUUUGUAAUAGAUUGAGGAAGGAAGAUGUCUAUUAAAACAAACGCCAGUGUCUAUGCUAA
Messenger RNA from Betta splendens (Siamese fighting fish), 4506 nucleotides. Its product is annotated as transcription initiation factor TFIID subunit 4-like. Bases 49 to 2796 code for a protein of 915 amino acids. The record is from RefSeq and is a predicted model, not a curated record. Gene Ontology annotation, molecular function: protein heterodimerization activity; DNA binding; RNA polymerase II general transcription initiation factor activity. Gene Ontology annotation, cellular component: transcription factor TFIID complex. The transcript is spliced from 16 exons. Gene Ontology annotation, biological process: DNA-templated transcription; transcription initiation at RNA polymerase II promoter. NCBI's taxonomy places the organism in Eukaryota, Metazoa, Chordata, Actinopteri, Anabantiformes, Osphronemidae.